Condylostylus longicornis is the source of this 3928-nucleotide messenger RNA. RefSeq lists its product as uncharacterized. The coding region runs from base 723 to 3626 and encodes 967 amino acids. NCBI's taxonomy places the organism in Eukaryota, Metazoa, Arthropoda, Insecta, Diptera, Dolichopodidae. Gene Ontology annotation, cellular component: nucleus. The record is from RefSeq and is a predicted model, not a curated record. The transcript is spliced from 6 exons.
UUAUGGAUGACUGGAUGAGACGCCACAGUACUCACAACAUCAGUAGCCAACUUGGCUUUCAUUUUUGUUGAAUUUAAUUAAAAUAUUUCACUAAUAUUAAUCUUUUAAAUUGUAAAAUAUGAAAUUUGAAUAGAUUGCGUACGUUUAGAGUCCAGUACAAAGGUCUUGCUUUAUACAAUCAGUACGUGGGCAGAAUCCCGUUCGAUUGAGCAGUCAUUGACCUAAAAUAAAACUUUUUAUCCCACAAAAUUCAAUUAUAAUUCUUUUUGUAGCAUCAUCUUAUAUAUAAAAGUAUUUCUUGGCACGAUAUUUUACGUCAUUAGAUGUUUCGAAAACUGAAAAUGAUCGACUCUAUUUGUUUAAGAAAAUGAUGCACAAAUUCCAUGAUUUGAACAAAUUGCAAAAUUUUGUCUAAAAAGUAAUUCUGGCUGCUGCAGCAGUAUUUACAAAGUAAAGCUUGAUAAGAGAAUUUUUGACGUCUAGGUGUAUAUAUAAUUAUUCUAUAUAAUUUUUAGUGUAGAAAGUAAAAAAAUAUUUUAUAUUAUGUGUAGAGAAUAAAAUGAAAUAUGCCGAAGUUGUACAGAAGUCUAUUUUAAAUUUUCAAAUAUGUACAUAAAAAAUGCUAUUUAGUUAAAUUUAGCAUUUUUCUAGUAAAAAACAACUGGAGAUUCUGUUCUUCCAACAAAAUAUAAUUUGUAUUUGAGAUAAUAUAUAUUUUGGAUAUGUCAUGUCAGCAAGCGCCCAGAAUAACGGAAGAUCCGUAUACAUUUACUGACACGGCACCUACAACAGCCACAUUAUUUAAUCCACAAAUACAUAAAUUAACGCCAAUAAUACAAAAUGCAAACGUAAGGCAGUUUCUUCCUAAGAAAACCCAAAUAUUUAAUCAGCAUCCAAGAAUAUUUAACACAACAAGCAGCAAUGUUAAAACACAAAAAGCGGUCAGUGUUGUCGGUCGGUUAAAUGGGAUUCCUGUAAGCAUUACGUCCAAUAGUAAUGUAGUUAAUGGCUUACAUAAAAUAUCCUCAACAAAUCCUCCGCUUUCUUCAAUUGGUUUUAUAAAAUCUCAAAAUAUAUCUCAAACCUCUCAACCAAAUUCAAAUAGUUUGAUUAUAAGCAAAACAAGUAUAGCGUCACCAGUAGCGAAAUUUCAAGGGCAACCUGCCCAGUUCCAACAACAAAGUCAAAAUAACCCGCAGACUCAAACAGUACCACAAAUAGUAUCAUUACACCAAUCUCAUCCGCUAUAUUCAGUAGCGCGGCAAACACAGAUUGUUACAACAUCAGCAAUUCAGGGAAAUGUUACAUCCCAAACAUCGCAGACGAUUCAACAACAGAAACAAUCAUUAAACCCACCGCAAAACAUAAAACAGAAAUCAGCGUUUUCUUUGAGUAACAACGCACAAGUGUUAGAGACAUAUAAUGAACCAACACAGAAAACUGUGAUUAAAAGUCAUUCCAGUGGAAAUGCAGCUUCAAAUAAUUUAUCAUCCAUUCCGAAAACAUUGGCAUCACAAACUUCACCAAAACAAGAGCAAAGUUCUCUAUUUCAGCAACAUCCGAUUUCGAAUCAAAGGUUACCAGUAUCUAACUUUGCACAGCCUCAGCAGAUAAAGCAAUUAACUUUAAAUUUACAUCCGGAUAACAACUCUUCCAUUAAUAAAUUAAAUGAAUUAGAUUCAAACGUAAUAAAAAGUUCUAACUCACCGAAUUUACAAACUGCAAACAUAAGAAAAUCUAAAACUUUGGAUGAGGUUACGGUUCCCAUCAUAUUACCUACAAUACCUACGUCAAUAAUUGAAAAACCAUCAGAAAAACCUAUGUUUGCUGCACCACCAGCCAAAAGAGACAUAAGAAUUUCGUCAACGGGUUCGUCAACAAGUAAACUCAAGGUAGUUAAUCAAAUCAAUUCCUCAAAUAAUAAUACAAGUACGUGUAGUUCGAACAAAACACAAAAUUUGUCUCGAACUAAAAGAGCAUAUAGUCAAAGCUCGCACCAUGAAACUCUGCAAAGAAUAUCAAAUAUUCCGAAACCAGCAAACGAAUGGCAUGCCCCGGAUUCUUAUGUGUUUGACAGUUUAGGACCAUUUUCUACAAAUACAUUAAGGGAAUUUGGUCAAUUAGAAAAUUUUGCAAAAUGUGAUACAUUUCCGUUAUUUAACAAAAUAAAAUCUGCAGCUGAUAAUUCAGUUUUAUUACAAGUACAAAAGCACUGGCUAAAUAUUGAAGAUAUUAAAAACUCAAUACCGUCAUGGUCUCAAGGACGGGAAAAACGUAUAGAAUUACGAAAAGCGCAAUUACGAAGGCAGGCUUUGCAAUAUUACUUUGCAAGACAGUUUUUAUCGCCCACAAAUGCGCGAAAAAGACUUGUGUUCGUUUCAAAAGCUUUAAAAAAACUUAAAAGUAGUCGUAAUGAGUGCCCACCCACAAGACGUUGUGCGAUAUCAUCGUGCAACAAUAUUGCAUUAGUCUUAACAUCAUAUUGUAAUUUACAUAUAACACGAAAUAAUGAUCAACAUUUGUUCCUACCUUGUACAGCAAAAUUUUCGGAUAACACACAGUGUCGGAUUCCUGUAUUUGAUAUUACUCAUAAUCUACCUCUAUGUAAAGAACAUGCCUGGAAAAGAGAUAACUAUCAAAGAAUCAUUCAGGAACAUAAGCCAAGAAAAGCUGCAAGAAAACGCACCAAAUCAGGCGCCUUAACAAAAAGUUUUAAUAAUCCUUUAGUGAAUCAUAAACGUAAUAAAAGAAAAAGAAAACCACUUUUAGCCUCUGAUUCAGGAUUAGGUGGAAUGGAAAUAUCAAAUAACAGUGCUGAUGGUAUAAUCAGUAGUAGUAGUGAUGUUGGAAGCGGAAGUAUGGAAGAGAGCGGAGGUGGACAAAAUACGAAGCAAGUUAUUAAUUCUUCAAACAGUAUUACAAGUUUUGCUGACUGUAAUGUUCAGUCAACAAAGAACAAUUCAGAUAAUCAUGUGGUAUCUGAAUUAGCACAAGGGGCACAAGUUAUUAAGUUGUUAACCAAUACAAAAGAGGGUGUAACAAAGGUGGAUAAAAUAUCAGAUGGAAAUAAUGACGCUACGCAGGACAGUUUCAAUGUUUGUGAAAAUAGUUCAGCUUACGAAAGUUCAGAGGACACGGGUUUUGGAGCUUUAAGUGACGCCGAAUUAAUGGCAAAUGCUCACGACGUAAUAGAAGAGAUUCCGUUAGGGGAACAUGACUUAACGAAUGUUUUAAAUCAACUUCCUGUUGAUGCAAUCAAUGAGUUCUUUACGACAGUUCAACAAAACGGACCUUUAGAGCCAACCCAAGAAGAACAAGAAUAUUUAGAAAGAGCUCUAGAAAUGGCUAAUAAACAAGUACAAGAACAAAUGAAUCAAAUGGUUGGGCAACAAAUUGAGCAAAUGGCUGUUGGUGGUGAUCAAAUUGACCCGAAUUUUUUGGAAAGUUUUUUAGUUGAUAACUUAGAUGCAGAUAUUUGCACUGAAAUUGUUUAUUCACCCGGUGCGAAUGAAAUUGAUGCAAAUAGCUUACUAAUAGAUGCAGAAAGUAAUGGUACAAUAGGCAGUAAUAGUUGCAAUGAUAACUCAACAACAGCAGCUGAUAUUCGUAAUCUUGUACAGACUUAAAAAAACACACACAUUUUUUAAUGUUAAAUGUUAAUAUUUAUAUAGCAAAUCGUAUUAAUUUGUAUACUUUGAGAUUACUAAAUCUAAAUAUUAAUAAUAAAUAUAAUACAUAGAUAUAUUGAAAAUUUAAAUAUAAAUAAUAAAACAUAAAAUAAAAUAUAAGCUGGAAAAAGAAAAAUAACAUUAUGUAUAUAUAAAAUAAAAAUAUUGAGAUUUUUUAGUCUUCUUCAAUUUCAUUUUCAAUUCAAAAAACAGGCUGUUUCUUUUUUUUCUAAUGAAUUUAAAAAAAAAAAUAAUUUAUA